AUGGAACUAACUCCUAGUGCUACCUCAACGGGUUCAAAUACAAACACAACCAACAAAUCAACUAAUCCAGCUAUGAAAUAUUAUACGCAAGAGCCUAGCAACAGAAACAAUUUCCGUUGCCAUUUUUGUCCUAAAGUAGUGAAGGGUGGUGUGUAUCGAAUGAAAUGGCAUUUCAUUGGUGGUUUGUCGGAUGUUACUAGUUGCCCAAACUGUCCAGAGCAUGUAAAGGAAGAGGUGAGGUCUUUCAUGCAAAAAAAAAAAGAAAUGGAAACCAUAGAAAAAAAGAUGAACUCAACUUACUCAAGAAGAUUCGACUAUAGUGACUAUGAUCUUGAUGAAGAUGAUGAUUAUGUUGAAGUGCAAGGGGAUAGUACGAAAAUGUCUCAAAGGAAAAAGCCAAGACAAAAAGCACGGUGGUUCUAUGAUGGAGUCGGCCCAUCAAGAAAUGAUAAAGGAAAAAGACCCGCUCUUGUUGAUGAAGAUGAGAUAGAGGAAGACAUUGGAGUGACUGAUGAUGAUGAGGGAGAUGGAGACGUGCUCGGGUUUGAUGAUGAGGAUCUUGGAGACAUUUAG
This is a messenger RNA of Hibiscus syriacus, 573 nucleotides long. RefSeq lists its product as uncharacterized. The coding region runs from base 1 to 573 and encodes 190 amino acids. Lineage: Eukaryota; Viridiplantae; Streptophyta; Magnoliopsida; Malvales; Malvaceae. The transcript has 2 exons. The record is from RefSeq and is a predicted model, not a curated record.